UACAAGAAAGCAUUAAAUCUAUACUAGAUGUUUUUAGACCAAUGGUUAACUAUGAGUCAUACCUUAGGCCAGAGUGUAAUGAUAUAUUAAAUAAGUUUGAUAAAUGGUCACUAAGCAAGGACAUUAUUGACUCAAAUAUUAGUGCAUUUAAUAAAUUCAUAAAUCAACACAAUUCCGAAGAUUUGGUUUUUAAAAACAUAAUAAUAACACAUAAAUUAAAAAUGGAUAAAAUAAACAAUGAAAGUCCAGUCUCUCCACAUCAUGAAAAUAUAAAACCCGGAGCAAAUACAGGUGCCAUCCCUAAGAGGGUAUCGAGUAGUAUAUCACGUAAUACUGAGUCUAAUGUCUCGACCGGAAGUAUACGUAGUAUUCGCGAGAAGUUUGAAAAGUUGUCACAAAAUAGCAAAACUGGGAAAUAA
Molecule: messenger RNA, 419 nt
Organism: Oppiella nova
Lineage: Eukaryota; Metazoa; Arthropoda; Arachnida; Sarcoptiformes; Oppiidae
Source: the annotation of a GenBank genome assembly